CUGACCGAUCACAAGAACUCUGUGGGCAGCAACGAGAGCCAACAACGUCAGAAAGAGACAAAUAGAGAAGAAGAAGUAGGAGAAGUUUAUAGAAAGAGUACAGGAUCUGCCAUCGCUUUGACUUGAAGACUUGAUUAAGUGCGCAUACAUAAAACGUUGAUGAUAAUUUAUUUAUUUUUGGGAGGGUGGCAGUGAUCGAAACAAAAAGGAUUUCAGUUGUUUUUAUUUGAUUAUUUGAAUUCGUGCUUGUGUAUUUUUUUUUUACUUUGGUGAUUGUAUAAUAUAUUGUCGGCUACAAGAUUCCUCCUCCGGUUGUGAUCCGGACAGAAAGACCUCUUGUUCUUGUUAAAUCCUUUCUUCGAAAGAGGACCUUUCCAAGGUGUUGCGACUAAGCGACACGGUGAGUCCCGCCAUAUCGGUGGCUGGCAUGACCGUUCAGGACGAAGCUCGGGCCAUGCCUCAGACAGCAUCCACAAGAUCCCGGUUCAUGAUCACGGACAUACUCAGCGGACCGGCAGAACUACGCGGCGGCAACGGAGUCGGAGGUGGCGUUGGCGGUGGAGGCGGCAUCAUCGGCGUCGGAGGUGGCGGAAGAUCUCCGAGUCCAGGACCAAGGGAUCUCUCUCUGCACUCAGCACCCCUACAUCCUGACAGCGACACCGACAGCUCAGGACAUCCCGACACCUCGAGCGUAUGUUCCAACGGUCAGAACGGCGACGACUCCCUGAAUUCCUCCAAGGGCUCCGGCGGCGGCAUCAGCAAAAAGCAGAGGAAGGCACGCACCGCCUUCACCGAUCUCCAGCUUCAAACCUUAGAAAAGAGCUUCGAACGACAGAAGUACCUCAGCGUCCAGGACAGGAUGGAACUCGCAGCCAAACUCAGCCUCACAGAUACGCAAGUGAAGACGUGGUACCAAAACAGAAGAACGAAGUGGAAGAGACAGACGGCAGUCGGUCUGGAGCUUCUGGCGGAAGCAGGGAACUACGCGGCCUUCCAAAGGUUGUACGGUGCUCCACCAUAUGGUUGCUGGUACCCUCCACAGCCAGGACAAAGCGCCGCUCCCAGCGCCGCAGACAUCUACUACAGGCAGGCGGCGGCAGCAGCAGCGGUGACGUUGCAGAAACCUCUCCCCUACCGACUGUACCCACCCAGCAUGGGCCUAGGAUUGCCUGGACCAAGCGCGCACCUAGGUUCCCUCGCCGCGAGCAGCUCGCUGAGCACGCUCUCCAGCUACUACAGCGGCAAUCCGUCGGACGCGCCUCCUCCGCGAUCCCCCAGCCCCGAUGCACCCUUGGAUCCAGGAUCGCCCGGUACCGGAGGACGAAGAUCCCCAAGCGACGACGAGGACACCAUCCACGUGUAAAAGAGCCCUCAUCCUAAAAACCGCAAAAACUUUUUUAAAUUGUGAUAAAGUGUAACAUAA
This is a messenger RNA of Nicrophorus vespilloides, 1423 nucleotides long. Its product is annotated as homeobox protein B-H1-like. Gene Ontology annotation, molecular function: DNA-binding transcription factor activity, RNA polymerase II-specific; RNA polymerase II transcription regulatory region sequence-specific DNA binding. The coding region runs from base 428 to 1363 and encodes 311 amino acids. The transcript is spliced from 3 exons. The record is from RefSeq and is a predicted model, not a curated record. Gene Ontology annotation, cellular component: nucleus. Gene Ontology annotation, biological process: regulation of transcription by RNA polymerase II. Lineage: Eukaryota; Metazoa; Arthropoda; Insecta; Coleoptera; Silphidae.